Linum tenue is the source of this 1561-nucleotide messenger RNA. NCBI's taxonomy places the organism in Eukaryota, Viridiplantae, Streptophyta, Magnoliopsida, Malpighiales, Linaceae. The record is from the annotation of a GenBank genome assembly.
AUGGGAGGAGGAUUCAGGGUGCUGCAUCUGGUGAGGCCGUUCCUUCCUAUUUUACCUGAAGUCCAGAGUCCUGAUAGGAAGAUCCCCUUUCGAGAGAAGGCAACCUACACUGUGAUCGCUCUGUUCAUCUACCUGGUGUGCAGCCAGCUCCCGCUCUUUGGCAUACACGACACUACAGGCGCGGAUCCAUUCUAUUGGAUGCGCGUCAUGCUCGCUUCCAGCCGGGGGACGGUGAUGGAGCUUGGGAUUACCCCGAUUGUCACAUCGGGAAUGGUGAUGCAGCUCUUGGCUGGUUCUAAGAUCAUUGCUGUUGACAACAGCGUCCGUGAGGAUCGCGCUUUACUGAAUGGCGCACAAAAGCUGUUGGGGAUCCUGAUUGCGGUUGGUGAAGCUGUUGUAUAUGUGCUCUCUGGGAUGUAUGGAAGCGUUGGUCAGUUGGGAGUUGGGAAUGCGAUUCUCAUCAUUAUUCAGUUGUGCUUUGCCGGAAUCAUCGUCAUGUGUCUGGAUGAGCUGCUACAGAAAGGCUAUGGUCUUAGCUCUGGGAUUUCUCUUUUCAUUGCUACCAACAUCUGUGAAAACAUCAUCUGGAAAGCAUUCAGUCCAACGACAAUCAACAGCGGCCGUGGAGCUGAGUUUGAGGGCGCUGUGAUUUCCUUGUUCCAUCUCCUGAUCAUAAGGACAGACAAAAUCCAUGCUCUGAGAGAGGCUUUCUAUAGGCAGAAUCUUCCAAACGUCACCAGUUUGCUCGCGACGAUCUUGAUCCUCCUUCUCGUUGUCUAUCUCCAAGGUUUUCGUGUCGUGUUGCCCGUGAGAUCAAAGAAUGCUCGUGGGCAGCAGGGCUCUUACCCGAUCAAGCUUUUCUACACCUCCAACAUGCCUAUCAUUCUCUAUCAUGCACUUGUUUCCAACCUUAAUAUCAUCUCUCAGUUGCUUUCCAGGAAGUACGGUGGAAACUUCGUUGUCGACUUGUUGGGACAGUGGAAGCAGUCUGAAUAUUCUGGCGGUCAGUUCGCUCCCGUUGGUGGUCUGGCAUACUACAUAACUUCACCAGCAAGCUUGGCAGAUGUAGCAGCCGAUCCAUUCCACGCAUUGUUUUACCUAGUGUUCAUGCUGGGAGCUUGCGCCCUGUUCUCCAAAACCUGGAUUGAGGUGUCCGGGUCUUCUGCUCGCGAUGUCGCCAAGCAACUUAAGGAGCAACAAAUGGUGAUGCCAGGACACCGGGAUUCGAACCUCGAAAGGGAGCUGAACCGAUAUAUCCCGACGGCAGCUGCCUUUGGUGGGAUCUGCAUUGGUGCAUUGACUGUGCUGGCGGAUUUGAUGGGGGCAAUAGGUUCUGGAACAGGGAUUCUGCUGGCUGCCACCAUUGUCUGCCAGCUCUAUGAGACCUUCGAGAAGGAGAAGGCCCGUGAACUCGGCUUCUUUGGCUUUUGAGCUACUAGUGAGAGCGACAGACUUGAAAUGUCCAUAUGCAUCGUUAUAAAGUAGUACAAUUUUAACAUGAAAAAUUACCGGAAGAAUCUGAGUGUUGACCACGAUUAGUCAUGCUAUUGAUAAAUAAAAA